Messenger RNA from Lipotes vexillifer (Yangtze River dolphin), 2436 nucleotides. It is a transcript of the gene SEMA3G, whose product is annotated as semaphorin 3G. NCBI's taxonomy places the organism in Eukaryota, Metazoa, Chordata, Mammalia, Artiodactyla, Lipotidae. Gene Ontology annotation, biological process: semaphorin-plexin signaling pathway; negative chemotaxis; axon guidance. Gene Ontology annotation, cellular component: plasma membrane. The transcript is spliced from 16 exons. The coding region runs from base 1 to 2319 and encodes 772 amino acids. The record is from RefSeq and is a predicted model, not a curated record. Gene Ontology annotation, molecular function: semaphorin receptor binding; chemorepellent activity.
AUGGCCCCCUCAGCCUGGGCCAUCUACUGCCUCCUGUGGGGCCUCCUGCUCCGCGGCGGCAGCCUCAGCCCUGGCCCCAGCGUGCCCCGCCUGCGGCUCUCCUACCGAGACCUCCUUUCUGCCAACCGCUCUGCCGUCUUUCUGGGUCCCCGGGGCUCCCUGGACCUUCGGGCCCUCUACCUGGACGAGUACCGGGACCGCCUGUUUCUGGGCGGCCGCGAUGCCAUCUACUCACUGCGGCUAGACCAGGCAUGGCUGGAUCCCCGGGAGGUGCUGUGGCCACCGCAGCCCGGACAAAGGGAGGAGUGUGUUCGCAAGGGAAGGGAUCCUUUGGUGGAGUGUGCCAACUUUGUGCGGGUGCUGCAGCCCCACAACCGGACCCACCUGCUGGCGUGUGGCACUGGUGCCUUCCAGCCAACCUGCGCCCUCAUUGCCGUUGGGCAUCGUGGAGAGCAUGUGCUCCGUCUGGAGCCCCGCAGUGUGGAAAGUGGGCGGGGGAGGUGCCCACACGAGCCCAGCCGUCCCUUCGCCAGCACCUUUGUAGGAGGGGAGCUGUACACGGGCCUCAAUGCCGACUUCCUGGGGCGUGAAGCCAUGAUCUUCCGGAGUGGGGGUCCCCGACCGGCCUUGCGUUCUGACUCUGACCAGAACCUCCUGCACGAGCCCAGGUUUGUGAUGGCCUCCCGGAUCCCUGACAGCUCCGACCAGGACGAUGACAAGGUGUACUUCUUCUUCUCGGAGACAGUGCCUUCACCUGAUGGAGGCCCGGGCCGUGUCACUGUCAGCCGCGUGGGCCGCGUCUGCGUGAAUGACGCAGGCGGCCAGCGGGUGCUGGUGAGCAAAUGGAGCACCUUCCUCAAGGCCAGGCUGCUCUGCUCCGUGCCUGGCUCUGGAGGUGCCGAGACCCACUUUGACCAGCUGGAGGACGUGUUCCUGCUGUGGCCCAAUGCAGGGAAGAGCCUGGAGGUGUACGCUCUGUUCAGCACAGUCAGUGCUGUGUUCCAGGGCUAUGCCGUCUGCGUGUACCACAUGGCUGAUAUCUGGGAGGUCUUCAAGGGGCCCUUUGCCCACCAAGAUGGUCCCCAGCACCAGUGGGGGGCCUAUGCGGGCAAGGUACCCUUUCCCCGUCCUGGUGUGUGCCCAAGCAAGAUGACCGCACAGCCAGGACGACCCUUUGGCAGCACCAAGGACUACCCGGAUGAGGUGCUGCAGUUUGCCCGAGCCCACCCACUCAUGUUCCGGCCAGUGCGUCCUCGGCAGGGUCGCCCCGUCCUCGUCAAAACCCACCUGGCCCAGCAGUUGCGUCAGAUCGUGGUGGACCGUGUGGAGGCAGAGGACGGGUCCUAUGACGUCAUCUUCCUGGGGACAGACUCAGGCUCCGUGCUCAAGGUCAUUGCCCUCCAGGUGGGGGACCCUGAUGAACCUGAGGAGGUGGUUCUGGAGGAGCUCCAGGUGUUUAAGGUGCCAACACCCAUCACUGAGAUGGAGAUCUCCGUCAAAAGGCAAAUGCUGUAUGUGGGCUCGAGGCUGGGCGUGGCCCGGCUGCAGCUGCACCAGUGUGAGACUUACGGCAGUGCCUGUGCAGAGUGCUGCCUGGCCCGGGACCCGUACUGUGCCUGGGAUGGUGCCUCCUGUACCCGCUACCGGCCCGGCACCAGCAAGCGCCGGUUCCGCCGGCAGGACAUCCGGCAUGGCAACCCUGCCCUGCAGUGCCUGGGCCAGAGCCAGGCGGAGGAGACUGCGGGACUCGUGGCGACCACCACAAUCUACGGCACAGAGCACAACAGCACCUUCCUGGAGUGCCUGCCCAAGUCCCCCCAGGCCGCUGUGCGCUGGUUCUUACAGAGGCCAGGGGAUGAGAGGCCUGACCAGGUGAAGACAGAUGAGCGCGUCCUGCAAACGGAACAGGGGCUGCUGUUCCGCAGGCUCAACCGCCUGGAUGCGGGCACCUACACCUGCAUGACGCUGGAGCACGGCUUCUCCCAGGUGGUGGUCCGCCUGGCUCUGGAGGUGAUCAUGGCUGCACAGCUUGACACUCUGUUCCCCUGGGAGCCGAGGCCAGAGGAGCCUGCAGCCCAAGGAGGCCCGGCCUCCACCCCCUCCAAGGCCUGGUAUAAGGACAUCCUGCAGCUCAUCGGCUUUGCCAACCUGCCCCGGGUGGAUGAGUACUGUGAGCGUGUGUGGUGCCCCUCCCGCAGCCGAGGCCGCAGCAAACAGGCCAAGGGCAAGAGCUGGGUGGGGCUGGAACUAGGCAAGAAGGUAAAGAGCCGGGUGCAAGCCGAGCGUAAUCGGACACCCCGGGAGGUGGAGGCCACAUAGAAGAGUGAGGAGGAGGGCGUGGUCGGGAUGGGCCAAGCGGCCAGCAGCAGCCCCCAGCCUCUCCCACCCACCCAGCUAGGGCAGAGGGGGCCGACAUGCCUGACUGCCUCUUAGAGA